CGAAUUGCGUGGGGCUGCUUCCUGAAGGCUUUUAUUUUGACAGCUGGACCCCCACCCGGAAAUUACUGACUGAAGCAGACGUGAAUCGUUGGUAGUCGAAGGUUCAAGCUUGAGAUCUAAGUUUUACUUCUGUGCAACCUCAUGCUCAGCUGACCUGCAGGGUGAUGUUGAGGAGUGUAUUCAGUUUCCUUAGGACCAAUCCUGCCGCUGGCCAGAGGAGUAUGUCUCAAAGCAGCCUUGCUGGGAAGGUAGCCAUAGUCACUGCCUCCACAGAUGGAAUCGGUCUAGCUACGGCACAGGCUCUGGGAAGGAGGGGAGCCCACGUUGUGGUGAGCAGCCGGCGGCAGGCCAACGUGGACAAGGCUGUGGCGCUGCUGCAGAGCCAGAGCAUCCAAGUGACCGGGACCACCUGUAAUGUUGGCAAGGGAGAAGACAGAGAAAAACUGGUUCAAAUGACUCUGGAGCAGUGUGGGGGAAUUGAUAUCCUUGUUUCCAAUGCGGCAGUCAACCCUUUCUUUGGAAACACCUUGGACUGCACAGAGGAAAUCUGGGACAAGAUCCUGUCUGUAAAUGUGAAAUCAGCCGUCCUCAUGACUAAGUUGGUGGUGCCUCAUAUGGAGAAGAGGGGAGGGGGAAAUGUAAUAUAUGUGUCAUCUGUGGCGGGAUAUCAACCAAUAAAGGCCCUGGGUCCUUACAGUGUGAGUAAGACAGCUCUGCUGGGUCUGACCCGAGUGUUGGCCCCUGAGUUGGCUCCCAGCAACAUCAGAGUCAAUUGCGUGGCUCCUGGAAUCAUCAAGACACACUUCAGCUCUGCGUUUUGGCAAAAUGAAGACGCGAUGGACGAAUUCAAAAAGAACCUCAGCAUUAAGAGGAUUGGAGAGCCAGAGGAAAUUGGUGGUGUGAUUGCCUUCUUGUGCUCUGACGAGGCGUCCUACAUCACCGGAGAGACCAUCACAGUGACUGGAGGGAUAAGCUGUCGACUCUGAAUCUCACAGUUGAACCUAAUCGUGCGUGUUCCUGUGUAGAUACACGUCUUGAUUAUAUCUUGACUACUUCCACUGCCCUCCACAGCACAGCCAGAAUAAAGCUGGACAUGAAUAAUGCUUAAGAAACCUUAAUGAGAGCUAUAACCGAUCACUGAAAAUUUUGGGUUUCUGUUUAAGUAUUUACUUUUCUUGGGUGUUUAUUUGUGAAACUAGUUUUAUAAUCAUCAUAUAAAAAAUUUAUACCAA
Messenger RNA from Scatophagus argus, 1232 nucleotides. RefSeq names its product dehydrogenase/reductase (SDR family) member 4 (gene dhrs4). The record is from RefSeq and is a predicted model, not a curated record. The coding region runs from base 165 to 986 and encodes 273 amino acids. Lineage: Eukaryota; Metazoa; Chordata; Actinopteri; Scatophagidae. Gene Ontology annotation, molecular function: carbonyl reductase (NADPH) activity. The transcript is spliced from 9 exons.